Messenger RNA from Coccomyxa subellipsoidea C-169, 867 nucleotides. RefSeq names its product thioredoxin-like protein. Bases 88 to 867 code for a protein of 259 amino acids. The record is from RefSeq and is a predicted model, not a curated record. The transcript is spliced from 8 exons. NCBI's taxonomy places the organism in Eukaryota, Viridiplantae, Chlorophyta, Trebouxiophyceae, Coccomyxaceae.
CGAUAAAGCAGCAAAGUCAAGAACAUUAGAAAUUAUAUAAAAAAAAGACAGUUUUCGGAUAAAGGAGCACUUUUAGCUGGCGCUAAAAUGCAGAGGAGUAGAUUAAGAAAAAGUCAAGCUGUGAAGAAAUUGCGGGGACGUGUUGUGGGCAUCAAGGACCUCGCACAGUGGCAGAAAUUGCUCAACAAACUCGGAGACAAGUUGUUAGUAGCUCACUUCUUCGCUUCAUGGAGCUCUCCAUGCAAACAAAUGAGAUCGUUCCUCAACGAUAUCUCUUCAAGACCUGCCUACACGCACGUGGUCUUUGCUGAGCUAGACGUGGACAAUGAUGCCAUCAAGGGUAUUGCAGAGGCAGAGGACAUCGCAGCUCUGCCCACAGUGCAGUUCUGGAAGGAUGGGAAGUGUGUGGAUAUCGCAAAUGGUGGAGCUCCUAUGGUGGUCCUGGAGAGAAUUCAGAGGCAUGCAGGAGCAAGGCUUGAGACAAGAAGCGAGAGGCCGUCUUGGCAUAAGAUCGCAAAGCUUGUGGGAGCUGGAGUGGGUGUACUUGCUGCGGGCUUGUUGGGACUCCGUAUUUUAAGAGGGAGGGGAGAUGAAGAAACACGGGUUUUGCGGGAGCUGGAGAAAAUCUCUCAGCGCGUCAAGGAAUUGCGGAAGGUUUCGCCAGGGCGCCGAAGAAGGAGGAGGCGAGGGCAGCCUCGAGUGGAGCCUCUCUCAGCCGCAGAGCAAGCGGAUCUGUUCAGCAGGCAGCAGGCGUUGACGAUUAAACUGCAAAACUUGCGGCAAAAAGGGGCAGGAAGAACGGUGGACCGGCUGCCAAAUGAGCUUGCAGAUGAUGAGGAAAGUGACUUUUCCGACGAUGAGUUAUAG